GAUAUGAGAACUUCUUCAGACUAAAAUACAACCUUUGAAUCAAUUGAAAUAGCUAUUCUGUUAAAUUUCAUAAUGAAAUCUUCAAAGCUUCAGGAUUCGUUUUCAAAAUCAGACACAUGGCCAGAAGCAUUUGGAUUUACAAUAUAUGGAAAAGGCCCAACACAUAUUAUAAAGGUUGUACCUGGAAGCGUUGCUGCUCAAUCAGGGUUAAAAGCAGGAGAUCAGAUCUUACAGGUUAAUUCGCACGACGUUAGCGGAUGGGGAGACGAUGACAUCAUUUCUCACGUAUCAAAACUUUCACAGCAUCCACCAAGUCUUGGGGUAGUUUCUAGAAUCCGAGAAGUUUCCUUGCAACCGUCUCCAAUCUCGAACGAAUUUGGAUUCAGCCUAAUAGGAACAUUUCCGGUGAAAAUACAUCAAAUUAAGUCAGAGAGUCCGUCGGACGAAGCAAAUCUUAUUAGAAACGAUCUCGUUAUAAAGAUCGAUGGAGAUCUCAUUACUUCUCUGUUUCAAGCGCGCCGUCUCGCGGACAAUGCUGUUCGGAAUGGCGGAAUCAAGCUCAGCAUCAUUCCCGCUCCUUCCGCUGCGCCGUCACGUGCAAUUUCUCAAACUGAAAUGCCUGCAACUAAUCGAGUAAAGGAAUUUGUAAAACGGUUUGAAGCACCUCGUACUGGACAAGUGAAGGCACAAACAUUUAUUGAAAAGAUCAAGGAAUAUUUUCAUGAACGUCCAGCUGUGAUUGAAGGUAUUGUUCGCUCAAUAAAGCAAUAUUCAGAAGACCGGAAUCUUGAACCAUUUGUGUUUACACUUACAGCCAUUUUGGAUCCACCCGAAGAAAAGAAGGUUUUGGAGGAACUGAGAAUUUUCAUACCCCGUCAACACAAGUCCGUCUAUGACACAUUAGUGAAGAAAGCUUUAAACCAGAAGAAUUCUAAGCUCAAACUUUCCCGUUUAAAGAAUUUCAGUCGCGAUUCUCCACUGCCACCUAUCGGAAAACGGCAUGCAGUUGUUCAACACGAUGCUGGUCAAAAUGAUUUUGUGGCAACAGUGAGACAAGUUCAAGUUGUUCGUCGACACAUGAGUUUUGGAAUAACUUUGAGAGGAGAAAAUCCGGUGCAAGUUCAAGAUGUCGACAAAGGUGAAUUUUGAAAUUUUCUAGUUAAAACAAAUUCAAACAUUUAAUUACGACGAUUCGUUUUAAAUCUUCCGAGUGUUGGUGACUAUUGAACCCAAGUCAUUUUUCUACAAAAGUGUAUAU
Molecule: messenger RNA, 1258 nt
Organism: Styela clava
Lineage: Eukaryota; Metazoa; Chordata; Ascidiacea; Stolidobranchia; Styelidae
Source: RefSeq, a predicted model, not a curated record